AUGUUUUCAAAGUCGAAAUUCUUUAAAAAAUUAGUUUCCCAGAAGAGUUGGACUAUUUUUGGUUCUCUCAGCUCCAUCCCUUCAUCCACUAGGAACUUUGUUUCAUCAGAUCUGAGAGCCAAAAAGCUCAUUUUCAGGGCCAAAAACACUGGAAUGAAGGAGUUGGACCUCAUUUUAUCAGACUUUAUCAGACAUAAUCCAGACGUACUUGAGUCCCACCACCAGGAGUUCGAGUCCCUUUUGGACAUGGAGACUUGUCACAUUUACGACAUUGUAAUGGGUAGAACUCGCCAUGAUUUGUCUCUUUAUAGGAGAAUUUGUGAUUUCGCACUAAAGAAAGUUAAGCCAAACAACUAA
Messenger RNA from Theileria annulata, 357 nucleotides. RefSeq lists its product as uncharacterized. NCBI's taxonomy places the organism in Eukaryota, Apicomplexa, Aconoidasida, Piroplasmida, Theileriidae. The transcript has a single exon. The coding region runs from base 1 to 357 and encodes 118 amino acids. The record is from RefSeq and is a predicted model, not a curated record.